Messenger RNA from Candidozyma pseudohaemuli, 1476 nucleotides. RefSeq names its product succinate-semialdehyde dehydrogenase (NAD(P)(+)). The record is from RefSeq and is a predicted model, not a curated record. The coding region runs from base 1 to 1476 and encodes 491 amino acids. The transcript has a single exon. NCBI's taxonomy places the organism in Eukaryota, Fungi, Ascomycota, Pichiomycetes, Serinales, Metschnikowiaceae. Gene Ontology annotation, biological process: GABA catabolic process. Gene Ontology annotation, molecular function: succinate-semialdehyde dehydrogenase (NAD+) activity.
AUGGCUCCACAGCUUAAAAACCCCGAGCUUCUUAGAACCAAGCCUUUCAUUAACGGUGAAUGGGUCGAGUCCAAAUCUACCAAGACAUUUGAUGUCGUGGAUCCCGCCACGGAGGAGGUGAUAGCGACGCUCCCAGAUCAGACACCCGAGGAGAUUGACCAUGCAAUCCAAAUCACAAAAGAUGCUUUUGACAGUUACAAAAAGACCAAUGUUGUGGACAGAUCGAGAUGGUUACGCAAUUGGUACGACUUGAUGCUUGAGAAUCUCGACGAUUUAGCCACUCUCAUCACUAUGGAGAAUGGUAAGUGCUUGAAUGAUGCACUUGGAGAGGUGAAAUAUGCUGCCUCUUACUUUGAAUGGUUUUCUGAAGAGGCGAAGAGAAACUAUGGCCACACUAUUCAGCCAGCUAACAGCAACAACAAGAUCAUCACCUACAAGCAGCCUGUUGGUGUGGUGGGGCUCCUCUGUCCGUUCAAUUUUCCUGCUGCUAUGGGUGCAAGAAAGGCUGCACCAGCAUUGGCAGUAGGAUGCACGUGCAUCAUGAAACCAGACGCUCAGACACCAUUGACUGCUUUGGCGAUGGCUCAUUUGGCCGAUAAGGCCGGUUUCCCCAAGGGAGUAUUCAACGUUGUAUUGAGUUCCGUUGAGUCCACACCAGUCUGUGGAACAAAGUUUUGCGAGUCACCAUUAAUCAAAAAGGUGUCUUUCACCGGAUCCACGCCAGUGGGAAAGCUUUUGAUGAAACAGCUGUCGCUGACGCUCAAGAAAUUGCUGAUGGAGCUUGGUGGAAAUGCUCCAAUUGUUGUGUUUGAAGAUGCGAAGCUCGACCAGGCAGUUGAGCAGGCAAUCGCCUCUAAAUUCCGCUCCUUGGGCCAAACAUGCGUUUGUGCCAACCGUAUUUACGUUCAGGCGGGUAUCUACGAUGAAUUCUGCCUGCGCUUUGCCGAGAAAGUGAAGGCGUUCAAAAUCGGCAACGGUUUCGAGAAAGGCGUUACCCACGGUUGCUUGAUCAACACGCGAGCGAUUGAUAAGGUAGAGGAGCACGUCAGAGAUGCCGUUGGCAAAGGGGCAGAAAUUCUUGUGGAAGGUGGCCGCCUCAGUGAUCUUGGCAAACACUUUUACAGUCCAUACGUGCUUGGGAAGGCCACCAAGGAAAUGAAAUGUUUUGGUGAGGAGACGUUUGGCCCCCUCGCGGCGAUCGCCAGGUUCGAGACCCAGGAAGAGGUUGUUGCUGAGUGCAACGAUACGCCUUUUGGUCUUGCGGCUUAUGUGUUUCUGGAGAGCCUCAACCGGGUGUGGCAAGUUUCCGAGGCGCUUGAGACAGGCAUGGUGAGUGUGAACAGCGGAAUUUUCACUGAUGCCGCAUUGCCCUUUGGUGGAGUCAAGGAGUCAGGAUUCGGCCGUGAAGGCUCCCUCUAUGGCAUGGACGACUACACCGUGGUGAAGCUGAUUUCUCUCGGCAAUGUCUAUGGCUAG